AUGACAGGCAAAAAUCGAUCUCGAAAGACACGCGAGCCAAAGAAGCGGCAUUCUCGGAAGCGAAAAGCGAGAGACGAAAUACCCGGAUCAGACCCUAUGUCGAUUGACACAACACCGGAGCCAAGUGAAAACCCGGUGAAUGCAGAAAAGAUUUUCUCCUUCUCAGUGAAAGCCCCAAAGUUUGGAGAAACAAUCGUGAUCACGGACGACACUGACUUUGCUUCGGAUGAUUAUGAUGGACGGAUCAAGAGGUGCGAGGAGCGAAUUAAGGCAGGAUAUGCAAAGUCAACAUUUGAGCAGCAGCUUAGAGAAAAUCACGCAGGAGAGCAACAAGGAUUGGGGUGUGUUUCAACGGUUGGCUGCUCUACGAACAAUCCAGGACAUUUGGAGAAAAUAGAAGACCCAGCUGGAAAGGUUCCAAAUGUCAUAGCAAUAAUUGCGGCGUAUCAAAGCCGCCAACUGGAGUGGGAUGGUCUUACUACGUACUGGGCUCAAGGGGAAAUGAUAGGUGGACCUUCGCCAUUUGCUUGGUCUGACUUUAGAAGACUUAAUACUCAAGAGAAUCGAGGCAAUGGAGGAUUUUGGGUAGAAGGAAUCUUGCAUCUUGGUCCUUCUCAACGUCAGCAUGCUAUGAGAUAUAACAGUACAACAAUUGUACCUGGUAGUAAUGGAAUGAUAGAGCUUGAUCUUGUCAUUCGCCUUGACCAGUCUUUGAGUAAUGAGAUUGCAGCUAACACUGACUAUUUGGGAGUCCCAUUUCCCCAACUCAGUCUCAAAUUCGAGGAUGAUACUGGUGCUGAUAUAAUGGCCAUUACUAACAUAGAUCAAACGGCAUCAAUGGGAAAUGACGCCGCAAUUUCCCUCGCACCUCUUCAUCGUCUUAUGGGCUAUCUCGUUGUUGGUCAAGCAGAUGGUAGUCAAAUAGUCUUCAAAACUAUCGCUGUGCAGGUUAACAUGGUAGGCAGGAACGAUAAUGGGGACCCUCAGUACAUGCUAGACACCUGGACAUCUGUAGCCUGCGUCGUUUAUGAUGACCCUCCACCCCCCGCUCCCCCCGUGUCGCACAGGUUAUGUGGCCCCUGGUUACGAUCCAUGUUUUAUGUGGCCAGCGCCCCAGAGUUCCCACCCCAUAUUUAUGCCGCUACAACCAAAUCUGCUUUGAUGGAAAGCAGCAUGCUGCGAGUGGUUCUUGCUUCUCGAAUCACUGAACCUGAAUGGCACCGUCCAAGGUACGGGGCAGGAUGGAAUUUCGAUACUACAACAGGGAAGUGGACCCCUCACCCGAUCGAGGGGCCCGGAAGAAUACCACCCCAUACCGAAAGGUAUGAUGAUGUUGAUUAG
This is a messenger RNA of Penicillium malachiteum, 1341 nucleotides long. RefSeq lists its product as uncharacterized. Lineage: Eukaryota; Fungi; Ascomycota; Eurotiomycetes; Eurotiales; Aspergillaceae. The coding region runs from base 1 to 1341 and encodes 446 amino acids. The record is from RefSeq and is a predicted model, not a curated record. The transcript has 4 exons.